Molecule: messenger RNA, 1250 nt
Organism: Fopius arisanus
Lineage: Eukaryota; Metazoa; Arthropoda; Insecta; Hymenoptera; Braconidae
Product: RNA pseudouridylate synthase domain-containing protein 3
Exons: 4
Coding region: 73-1215 (380 amino acids)
Biological process (GO): enzyme-directed rRNA pseudouridine synthesis
Molecular function (GO): RNA binding; pseudouridine synthase activity
Source: RefSeq, a predicted model, not a curated record
UUUGUAGUCCACGAGGAAAAAUUUAAGAAAUACGACAUCGAGGGUUCAUGUUGGACAAAUUGUUGAUAAACAAUGGAGAAUAUUUUGUUGAGGAGAAUUCAUCGAAAGAUCUAUCCUUAUCUCAAUGCUUUGAGAACGUUCCAUGCAGAGGCAGAGGGUGAAUAUCCCAAAAGUAAUGGGAAUAUUAUGGAUAAGGAGAAAAAACGCCAUCCUUAUCGUAAAAUUCAUCCCUGGAAGUCGACGUAUGGAUUUAAUGAGAGUCUUAUCAACUCUGUGCUUUACAACGAAGAUGGGCUAGUGGCAAUUAAUAAACCUUAUGGAAUCUCUUCCAGAACUCCUAAACCUAAUGAAAUUCAGGUGAAUAAACUUCCAAGUGGAAUUCCUAAUGCAGUUGAUUACACUGUGGCGGAUGCAUUGCCAGUGAUUGCAGAUAGAUUGGGGUACAAAUCCCUCACAAUUAUCAAAACCCCCGAAAAGUUUACGAGUGGAGUCGUUCUUCUGGGAGCUUCUCCACAAAUUAAAACAGCAGUUGAAAAGUCUAUGAGAAUAGCUGAAGGCGCCAGAAUAUUGCCUCGUACUUUCUGGGCAGUUACUAGACAAGUUCCUAAACAAUUGGAGGGAGAGAGCAGAGUUGCAAUGACAUUGAAUCGUGUGAAGGAGAGGAAAAGGCCAGUGCCAAUCAUUAUCAAUACUUGGAGUGCGAAUGCACGUGAGAGAGGCGAUAUAAAAAUCCUCAAUGUUCAGUACAAAGUUCUGUCCCAUGGAACUUACAAUGUGGCCUCAUUGGUGGAGAUAAAAUCAUCGACGACAGUGUGGCAUGCUGUGCGUCUAUUCGCAGCGACUGUCCUCCUCUCUCCAAUCCUGGGAGACAAUAUCUAUGGAUCGAGGGUUCAGAAUGUCUUGGGUAAAAGAUUACUGGUGAACGUUGCAGUGGAUGCAGCCCACAUACCUCCAACACUAGACCCAGAUCUUCUAACAGUCUUGAAAAUCGGCAAGAACAAGGAUUUAAUGAUUCCAGUGCACAUGCACCUUCGAGAAAUGUAUCUUCCCUCGUUCUUGAGGAAGAAAAAUAAUGUCGUCAUACAAGCCCCUUUACACCCCGAGUUCCUCUGGACUUGCAGGCAAUGCGAAUUCGAUGAGAAGAUCUUCGAAAAUAUCCCCAGUGAUUCUGAAGUUGAGCACAAGUCUCUUGAAAAACGAACUGCUGUUACAUGAAUAAAUAAAAAUACUCACUGAUUACUUGCACUCAU